Molecule: messenger RNA, 840 nt
Organism: Penicillium malachiteum
Lineage: Eukaryota; Fungi; Ascomycota; Eurotiomycetes; Eurotiales; Aspergillaceae
Product: putative C2H2 transcription factor
Exons: 2
Coding region: 1-840 (279 amino acids)
Biological process (GO): regulation of transcription by RNA polymerase II
Cellular component (GO): nucleus
Source: RefSeq, a predicted model, not a curated record
AUGGGCGACGGAUCUGACUAUCCUAGUCCUCGAAGUGAAGCUACCCACGGAUUAGCCACUGCCUCAGUCCUAGCCUCCACGGCUGAAUCUCUCUCGUCAAUUGCCAGAAUGAACGAUCAAGGCCCGAUCGGGUUCAUGGAGGGGACGCGCCCGCGCUUGUCAGUCCGACGCGCUCGAGAUCCGCCUAAGAACGCGGAAAAUCAAAUCUUCUGCGAUCACCCAGAUUGUGAAACUGCGCCUCCCACAUUUCGUCGUCCUUGCGAAUGGAACAAACACAUGGAUAAACAUGAUCGCCCCUACAAGUGCUACGAACCAGGAUGUGACAAGGUCAAGGGCUUCACCUACUCUGGUGGUCUGCUACGCCACCAACGCGAAGUCCACAAGAAGAACACCGACGCCAAGAAGUCCCUGAUGUGUCCCUACGCCGACUGCAACCGCAGCACUGGAAAUGGAUUUACGCGUCAAGAGAACCUUCGAGAACACCUUCGUCGUCGCCACAUGCACACCGACGAUGGCCAGCCAUCCAUCAUGGUUGAUAUGCCUUGGGAGCGCGCCAACGAGUUAGAAGGCGUUCGCGCCAACUCACUCCCUGCCACCGGGGCGAAGCGCAAGCUCGACUCGCCGAAUGGGGAUCUACUUGAUGAGGAGAACGACGACCUACAUAACGAAGUCAAGCGACUGCGUCGGGAAGUUCAGGAGAAGGAUCGCCGACUGGAAGAGCUUGAGCGGAUCGUCGCGGGUCUGCAACAAGUAAUUCCUCAGCCUACUCAGUCCGAGGAAGCCCAGUCUGCAGCACAGUCACUUGCGCCUGUUCCACAGAUUGCUGCGCCCCAGGUCUAG